GCCCGUGAGAGAAACAAGUACACUCAAUCAAGCUACCAACCUGGUGGUUCAAGGAAGCGUUCAAGACGCGCGCUCGAGACUUAGGCUGCUGAUGAAGAUGAGGUGAUGACAAUUGAGUCUAUAACUCCACUAGUCAAGACUCAUACGAAGAGAGUCAAUACUCGGAAUCAGGAGCCUCUAUUUAUCCAGACUAGUAACCUUACUAACUACGACAAGGACGUCAUAGGAUAAUAUCUCGAGUUACUUCUACCACUCCGAGUUACUACUCGUCGCCUAGAGGGUCGUAAGCCUAAUAGUAAGUUCGGGGCUAUCUAGCAAGUUAUCCCUAUUAUUACCUAUCUGAUGGAGCACUUUGAGAGGCUCAAAAUACGGCAUAUGGUACCUAAUUCGGUAAAUGAAGACGAGAUAACAGCGGAGACGCUCGCUGACGGUGAUCACAUGAUUAUUACUAUCAAUAAUGGUUGGUCAAAGAUGAACAAAUACUUCAUCGCACUCAACGAGUCUCCUGCGUACUACGCCGCUAUAAACCUUCAUCCAAACCUUAAAACGUUCUGUCGAAGCGCGUGGGACGACUACGAGGACUCCGAGUCUAUCUUCAGGCAAUACUAGUAGUAGCACAAGAAACAGAUAGGCGAAGAGAUGUCUAUACAGACUUCGACGACGACGAAUACAAUAUCAAGAGUGGUAUAUCCCGACUCUACUACCACGGAUAUCGAUAGUUUCAUUUCUUAGCACUCUGAACUACCAGAAGAAGUACAAUAUAAAGUCAUUAAGGAUGAGCUUAUCCGCUAGCGACGUGAACCUCCCGUCGGCCACGAUAGCAAAUAGGCUAACGCGCCAAUAGCCUUCUGGAUAGCUCGUUAGGAUGACUAUCCUUAACUUAGUUAACUAGCGAUAGACGUCUUGAGUAUCCCAGCCUUAAGUUACGAGUGUGAGCGUGCUUUUAGUAAGGCUAGAGAUAUAAUUACUACUCGCCGAGCAAAGCUUCAUCCUAUAAUAGUUCGGCUAGCACUCUGCUUAAAGUCGUGGGUAGGUAAAGGACUUAUUAAUUUAUAGUCUACCUGAGUCAUAA
Molecule: messenger RNA, 1072 nt
Organism: Pseudovirgaria hyperparasitica
Lineage: Eukaryota; Fungi; Ascomycota; Dothideomycetes; Acrospermales; Acrospermaceae
Exons: 1
Coding region: 343-609 (88 amino acids)
Source: RefSeq, a predicted model, not a curated record